AUGGAAAUAUGUACUGCUACAAAUGAUGUUGGUUCGAAAAAACUGAGUCCUCCGGUUUUCAAUGCAUUUCAAAAGUCGAUUGGCGAUGGAAUCGAACUAUUUCAUUUGUUGCAAAGAAUUUCCAUGACGAUAUCACUAAAUGGUUAGGUGGUGAUUCUUCUCAUUCUGUUCUUAUUCAUAAAACUGGAGGUUUUUUUAAUUUUUUAUACGCCUAAUUUAAUUCCUUAUAUUAAAGUUUGUUCCCUUAAUGUUCCGUUAUUCUCAAUUCCGAAAGCAGAUGGAUCGACUCGAAAGCACCAAACUAAAGAUUUAGUUUUCAGUCAAGUUCCACGUGAGAAGUAUGUUCUUCUAACAAACCUUCAGACAACUAAAUCACCACUGUUCGUCGAACGAGUGG
Meloidogyne enterolobii is the source of this 397-nucleotide messenger RNA. NCBI's taxonomy places the organism in Eukaryota, Metazoa, Nematoda, Chromadorea, Rhabditida, Meloidogynidae. The record is from the annotation of a GenBank genome assembly.